Messenger RNA from Mycena indigotica, 831 nucleotides. RefSeq names its product HEME-HALOPEROXIDASE domain-containing protein. Bases 1 to 831 code for a protein of 276 amino acids. The transcript is spliced from 4 exons. The record is from RefSeq and is a predicted model, not a curated record. NCBI's taxonomy places the organism in Eukaryota, Fungi, Basidiomycota, Agaricomycetes, Agaricales, Mycenaceae. Gene Ontology annotation, molecular function: peroxidase activity.
AUGCAGCUCGUUCUAUCCGCCGCUUUCGCACUCGCCCUUGCGGCGUCUUCUGUCUCGGCAUUCGCCACUGACUACAAAGGCUCACACAAAUUCGUUGCGCCAGGCCCCGGCGACGAACGCAGCCCGUGCCCUGGCCUCAACACGCUGGCAAACCACGGCUACCUUCCGCAUAAUGGGAAGAACUUCACCGUCAAGACGCUCAUGGAUGCCUCCUUGAAGGGCUUUAACGUUGACUGGGAUGCGAUUCUCAUCGCGGCCAAAUUCGGGAUGCUUUCAAGGAACGACUUCGGCUCAAUUGAGAACAUGAGCCUGGGCGCUCUUUCGUUGCACAACCUCGUCGAGCACGACGCGUCCAUCUCGCGAAACGACUUCGGGGACGGCACCGGUGACCACAUCCACUUUAAUGAGACAACCUUCUCGGUCAUGGCGAAUGCGAACCCCGGCGUGGACUACUAUAACACGACGUCUGCUGCCGCCGUGCAGUAUGCGCGCUUGCAGCAUUCGAAGGAGACAAAUCCCUUUUUGGUCAACACGAAGAAGGAGUUCGUCCUCCGCAGCCACGAGAACUCGCUGUACCUGAGCAUCUUCGGCGACCCGCUCACCGGCAUCGCGCCAAAGAAAUUCGUCCAAAUCUUCUUCCGCGAAGAGCGCCUCCCCGUGCAAGAGGGCUGGAAGCUCCCCACGACCAAGAUCACGGCCGCGACGCUCUCUCCGCUUGACCACGCCAUCCGCGACGCGUCGAACUGGACUGAGACAUCUGUCUGCGGGCCGGUCGUGCUGUCCCCCACGAGCGUCGUCAACGACGAGCUGCAGGCGCUGCUUGUUCAAUGA